Molecule: messenger RNA, 450 nt
Organism: Fragaria vesca subsp. vesca
Lineage: Eukaryota; Viridiplantae; Streptophyta; Magnoliopsida; Rosales; Rosaceae
Product: calmodulin-related protein-like
Exons: 2
Coding region: 1-450 (149 amino acids)
Molecular function (GO): calcium ion binding; enzyme regulator activity
Source: RefSeq, a predicted model, not a curated record
AUGGCCGAUCAACUCACUGAUGAUCAGAUCUCUGAGUUCAAGGAAGCCUUCAGCCUCUUUGACAAGGACGGUGAUGGCUGUAUCACUACCAAGGAGCUUGGGACUGUCAUGAGAUCUUUGGGCCAAAACCCAACCGAGGUUGAGCUACAAGACAUGAUUAAUGAAGUUGAUGCUGAUAGUAACGGGACCAUCGAUUUUCCUGAAUUCUUAAAUCUCAUGGCUAGAAAGAUGAAAGACACUGACUCUGAGGAAGAGUUGAAAGAGGCUUUCAGAGUUUUUGACAAGGAUCAAAAUGGCUUUAUAUCUGCUUCUGAGCUGCGUCAUGUGAUGACAAACCUCGGGGAAAAGCUCACUGAUGAGGAAGUUAAUGAGAUGAUCCAGGAGGCUGAUGUUGAUGGGGAUGGGCAGAUAAAUUAUGAGGAAUUUGUCAAGGUCAUGAUGGCCAAAUGA